GGACGUCCGAGCGAUGGCCAGUGUCGCGGUCCACGAAGAUCGAUCCCCCAGGCGGCGGUUAUGGAGAAGUCCCCGCCGCGUUGAGGAGGGCGAGCUCUCGCCCGAGCGGGCGGCGCGGCGACUCGCCGCGUGGGCCGAGGACGCCGCGCGCCAGGAGAGGUGGCUCGCCUCCCGCGGCGGCGGGCUCGAGGCUCCUCUCCUGGGGGCGGGCGGCGGCAUCCUGCGCCUGAGGGACUUCCUGCCGCUGGAGGCGGCGGAGAACACCCUGAGGGUGCUGGAGGCGCUGCCCGAGUCCGUGUGGUCGCUCUCGGAGCAGGGCGGCGACGCCAACGCCGCGGAGCACCGCUUCUGGUCGGCGGACGUCGCGGACGUGCCGCAGCUGGCGCCGCUGAGGGGCGUGUUCUGGAGGCUGCUUCCGACGCUGCGGGGGGAGCCCACGCUGCCCAUCUUCUCCUGCGGGCGCUACGGGGCCUCGGACCACAUCGGCAGGCACAACGACGAGGGAGACACGCCGAUCUUCGGCCCGGGGAACAUCUUUUCCCGGAAGGUCGCCGCGAUCUGGCACUUGACAAGAGAGUGGCAGGAGAGCGAGGGGGGAGCCCUGGUCGACCUCCAGCCGGAGGGCGGCGGGAGCAUCAGCCACGUGCCGAUCUUCAACUCGCUGGUCGUCUUUGAGGUCCCGCACUGGCACGCCGUCUCGAGGGUGACGGCGGAGCGCUACCGAUAUUCGAUUUUUGGCUGGUGGCACCAGAAGAAGGUCGCGGGAGGGCCCGGCUGAGAUGCCAGCGGCCCUCCCGAACGAGGGAGCAGG
Molecule: messenger RNA, 811 nt
Organism: Prorocentrum cordatum
Lineage: Eukaryota; Dinophyceae; Prorocentrales; Prorocentraceae
Source: the annotation of a GenBank genome assembly